Molecule: messenger RNA, 3039 nt
Organism: Trichophyton benhamiae CBS 112371
Lineage: Eukaryota; Fungi; Ascomycota; Eurotiomycetes; Onygenales; Arthrodermataceae
Exons: 4
Coding region: 1-3039 (1012 amino acids)
Biological process (GO): regulation of transcription by RNA polymerase II
Molecular function (GO): protein binding; RNA polymerase II cis-regulatory region sequence-specific DNA binding; DNA-binding transcription factor activity, RNA polymerase II-specific
Source: RefSeq, a predicted model, not a curated record
AUGCUUAAAGUAGCCUGCUUGCUACGAGGUAUUCUGUACUGGCUUGUUAAACGAGUCAGUCUGUCUGCUGAACCCACAUCGAGACGAAAGCCGAAGUCUGGUUGGGAGGCUGCGAAAGAGGUGGCAAGCCCAAAGGCCGCAGACGAAGAAGCAAGUCACGGCUCUAGCGAAGGGAGUAGUAAAGGGAAAAAAAAGAACAAAGUCAAGCUCAAAGACAGGGAAAAAACCGAAGAAGAGGAAGAAGAAGAAGAAGAGAGACAAAAGGACCAGCCACUUCCGAGAAAGACCCUUUUUUUUCUUUUCUGCUAUUUAUUUAUUUACCUGAGCCGGAGUCCAGUCCAGGUCGACUUGUUGUUGUUGAUCCCAAGUGAUAUUCAGCUGCAUUCACGGCGUCUUGCGAGAUUCACUCCUGCACAGGAUUUACUCGGCUUCCUUUUUGCUUGGUGUUUCUUUUGUGCUGGACUUGCUUCGAUCGGCGUCGAGACAUCCACGGCCAUUUCCUGCGUCAACAACAUCCCAGCGAAGAAAGACACGGCAAGGGAAGACACUCGAUUCUCGGAGGAUAGCACGGAACAAAGACGCACGACGAGAGGGAGUGAGAGAGAGAGAGAGAGAGAGAGAGAGAGAGAGACGGAGAUGGCGCCCUCGGUUGCUAAGCGUCGCAGUCGUCGGCGAGAAGUCGACCUGCACGAAGACCCGGUUGAUAUGGACGCCCUCGACUCGUCUCCCACCCGGCGUUCGGUCAAGAAGCGCAAGGUCAGUACUCGUCUUUUUCCUCUGUUGGUUUGCGCGCGCCGGCAUAGAGACGGCGUUGAAAAGCGUGUGUUGUCGAGUGUCUACCAGUGUACAGUAUCUAAUAAUAAUAACAACAUGCAGGUCGAACACACGUCCCAGCCGGACUUUGAGAGGACCGUCGAACCAGCCGCCUCUGCAGACGAGAACGACGACGAGCACGACAACGAGAUGGCAGCCAACCAGGACCUCGUCGACUCGGUCAUCGCCAACCUGGCGGUCGCAAGGGAGCCCGUUGCCGUCAUGACCCUGCACUCCAACGCCCGCACGCAGCAGGAAAACAAAGAAAGUGUCGAGGCCUACGCUAAGAUUGCCGGCCGCGACUGGACCUACUACGUCAAGACGCUGCAUGUCAACAUCGGACGCCCGCCAGACCGCGACCAGAGGCUCGAUGCCCAGUCUUCCCCCAUCACUGUCGCCGCCCAGGCCCUGCCGGACGUUCACAUCGACCUCGGACCGGGCAAGUUUGUCUCCCGGCUGCAUGCAGAGAUAUACUACGACCGCGACGACCCGCCGUGCUGGCGCGUGAGAGUCAACGGACGAAACGGCGUGCGGGUUAACAACACCUUCUACAAGCGUGGAACGGCUACCCAGAUCUCCUGUGGCGACAUCCUAGAGAUCGCCAAUACCCAGAUGAUGUUCGUCACUCCCAGAGACAAGGCCGUCAUCGACCCGGCGUUCGUCCAGCAGGCCCAGAACGGCGUCCAUACCACUCGUGAAACAGACGAGACCGCCUGGGAUGGAUCGUACCAUUCACACCCAACCACUGCCAACGCCGGUACCAGUUCCAGUGCUGGUGCUGGCGCCAGACCACCCCGUCGUAUGUCCUUUGCUCUCAACAGUAGAGAACCGGCCGAUACUGCUUCUGUUUCUGCUGCUGCGGCUAACUCUACUGGGGGUGCUGCCACCGCCAACGGUAGCCGUCGAGCAGCAGAGAUUGCAAACGCGGCCACCGUUACUCCCAAGCGGCAGACGACACCCUCCCAACGCCCACUGUCGCGAGAUACCAUUGAACCAUCGUCCAAGGUCUCCCCCAUGUACAACCGGGGCCUGAUGAUGGAAAGUACCGAGGAGAUUGACUACAGUGAGGACGCGGCCAAGGAUAUCAAGCCACCCUUCAGCUACGCAAACAUGAUUGCUCAGGCCAUCUUCUCCACCGAGGAAGAGAAACUGUCCCUGAGCAACAUCUACAAGUUCAUCAUGCAAAAGUACGCCUUCUACCGGCACUCGCAGUCCGGUUGGCAGAAUUCCAUCCGCCACAACCUAUCUCUCAACAAGGCCUUCCAGAAGGUGCCUCGUCGCACAGACGAGCCUGGCAAGGGCAUGAAAUGGCAGAUCGUCCCUGAGCAUCGCGAAGAGUACUGGAAGAAACAGGCCAAGAGGAGCGGACAGUCUUCCACUCCGGCAUCCCCCAUCGGCAAGGAGAGAGGCGGCAACAGCGCCUACCAGCCCAUCAACGGCCACGUAGCCACCAACGUCGAGAAGAACAUUGAUGCCUCUGCGGCUGCCCUCGCAGCCAGGCCAUCUCCUCAGGCAAACACUACAGCCUCACCAGGCUAUCACUCCUUCUCAGUCGCCCCCAUCGAAGCAUACACGCCAGACCGCGGCUCCCGAAAUGGCCUUGGUAUCAACGGUGCGGGCACACAUGACUUUGACGAACAGUCUCCGUUGCCCAACGGUCCACGCAACAAUGCACCAACACGGCCCUACGGUCUGUCUGACAAUGCUGUUGCUUCUCCUCCAGUUCUCUCCUCAUCAUACUACGACGACGCUGCUUCGUCAAUGAUCACUCCCGCCCCCUUACGACAACAGCCUCGUCUUGCUCCUCCAAGUACCGCCCAGGUUCCUUCACGCUACAUGCAACUCAGUUCGCCAGCUCAGUUCUGGAAAUUAGCCGAUAUGGGCAACACUCCUGCCAGGCCAAUGCCGGACAUCAGCCCGCUUAAGCCCUCCAUCGGCACCUCUGAGUCCAGUCGCUGGAAGACCCUCAACCCCAUCCCGAGUAGCAGCCCACCACCAGCCAAUCUAGGCAGCCCAACUAAACCUCCUACUUCUUCCCUCAGGGGUCGCGGUGGUGUCUCUCCUCUGGGACGGGAUGUGCGUGAGCGGGAGAGCAGCACUAUCAAGCGUCACCAGGAUAGCUGGGAUGAAGAUGAUGAUGACAACGAUGGUGAUGACACUGGCUUUGAUCUUGCUAGGUUUGUCCCCCUCCCUCCUUCCACUGGUAUAUGUGAACCAGUAUACUAA